This is a messenger RNA of Staurois parvus, 348 nucleotides long. NCBI's taxonomy places the organism in Eukaryota, Metazoa, Chordata, Amphibia, Anura, Ranidae. The record is from the annotation of a GenBank genome assembly.
UCAUGCUGCUGCCAGGUCCAGAGUCUCUCAUGGGUCCCUGUACGGCCUCCCAUUGCUGCUGUCUCCAUCGCCACACUCUGCCAUGUGCCACUUUCAGGUCUCCUCACACACUGCUGGUGUGUUGAAUUUUUUGACAUAGGGUGCUGGCAGAUUACGGGCCUCCCAUAGCUGCUGCCAGGCCCCUAAUCUGCCAUGGGCCCCUAUAUACCGCCUCCUCAUGCUGCUGCCAGGUCCAGAGUCUCUCAUGGGUCCCUGUACGGCCUCCCAUUGCUGCUGUCUCCAUCGCCACACUCUGCCAUGUGCCACUUUCAGGUCUCCUCACACUGCUGGUGUGUUGAAUUUUUUGAC